Molecule: messenger RNA, 6381 nt
Organism: Dreissena polymorpha
Lineage: Eukaryota; Metazoa; Mollusca; Bivalvia; Myida; Dreissenidae
Exons: 37
Coding region: 1-4584 (1527 amino acids)
Biological process (GO): protein dephosphorylation
Molecular function (GO): protein tyrosine phosphatase activity; calcium ion binding
Source: RefSeq, a predicted model, not a curated record
AUGGCCGAAUUUGAUAUUGCCCACGAAAACCAAUCUACGGCACGACAUUUAGACAACCUGGAAGGUUCCGAGUCCGAGUUCAAAUACGCCAACCUUGCUGUGGAUUCUUACCCUAACACAUGCAGCUACACAAAGCAAGCAGUCUUUCAAUACGGACACCCUUGGUGGAGACAGUGGUUCCCUUACAAUGUCACAUUCACAUACAUCGAGUUUCACGUGCACGCGGAUUACGCAGCAAACAUGUCGCUAUUCCGCGUUAGUGUUGCCAACGUAAGUGACUACAAUAACAAAGACGAAUGGCCAAGAAAUACUCUUUGUUACGAGACUCAAUCGGCUGACCCCCCUAUUGCAUCAACCAGCGCUAACCGAUCCGUCCUUGGUGUGUUCUGCAAGCAGCCCGUGGUGGGAAACACCAUCCGUAUUGAACUGCAGAGAAAGCAUACCCAGCUUUUUACCCACAUAGCGAUGCACAAUAUGAGGACUACCAUUCAGGCCACUGCCAAGCUAAAGCUUUGUCGAUCUGGUUCGGUGUUUCUGAGCACAGGCAGAAACUUGGCAUACAACAAAAUUGUGAAUUCUUCGACCGCAAAUAAAGGCGCCGCUGCUAAUGUGAAUGACGGAGAAGAAACGCAUAUCAACCAAAGUUACUGUUUCGCCAGCAACGUACGCAAUGGAUCUUGGUUGAGCAUUGACUUCAAAACCAAAGUUCAAAUAUAUCAGAUACAGAUUCAGCCGUUUAAAGCAAACAAAGCAGAGAACCUUCAAGGAUAUUGCAUCACUGUAAAUGAUGACGAUAAUACGUGGAGGACGAUCUAUACUGAUACGUCGACUGGUGGAGAGUCGACAAAAGAAGUGUUGAACAUGACCUUUGUCACAACCUCAUUGAAAAUCAGCAAACCUUUCAAAAUAGUUUUGUGUGAAGUGAAGGUAUUUGGAGACUGUCCAGAGAACCGCUGUGGAUACGACUGCUCCAAAGAGUGCUACUGUCGACCACCAUAUACACUUGAGGAUAAAAUAGCCGCCAACUGUCCUCAUGGCUGCCUCAACAACAGUCGAUGGGCAAAGGGAUGCGACAAGGUGUGCAACGAUACCCAUUGGGGCGAAGGUUGCAGUGAAAAGUGUGGUCAUUGUGCGGAAGGCGAACAUUGUAAUUCAAGUACUGGACAUUGCCCUGGGGUGUGUGAACCUGGCUAUACGAACUCGCCAUUAUGUGAUACACGUUACCAACCCCCGACCUGCACUGAAGAUAUCGACGAAUGUUUGCUGCGGAAGGACGUGUGCGUGAAUGGCCACUGCAACAAUUUCCCGGGCGGGUACCGCUGCACGUGUAACACGGGUUUUGCGCGCUCCACCGACGAGAAGUCAUGCAUAGAUAUAAAUGAGUGCGCGGACGUUGGCAACUGUCUCUACGGCACGUGUAUCAACGAGGUGGGCGGAUAUCGCUGUCAGUGCCCGCCCAACUAUCAGCUCAACGCGGCGGGAACUGGCUGCGUCGACAUCGACGAGUGCGUGGAAUACCCCGGCCACUGUGGACUUGGUACCUGUGUCAAUAUGCCCGGAAACUUCUCUUGUCUCUGUCCAGAUAGUUACAUGCCUAUUGCGGGCGAAGGGUGCAUAGAUAUGCGGGAGGACGCCUGCUACGCCGUGUUCACGAACGCCUCCUCCUUGAGGCGGCUCCCGCGAUGCGACCACAAGUUGUCUUCUCAGGUCACCAAGCGGCAGUGCUGCUGCGUGGGGAUGCUGGGUCAGGGCUGGGGCAACCAGUGUGAACCCUGCCCCGUUAAGAACUCUAGAGCAUAUCUGGACCUUUGCAAGCCACUUCCUAUCAAAGAGGUCAAGCACAAGUGCUCGAUAUACCAGUUCCUGUGCGAGAACGGCCGAUGUAUCGACACGAACACAGAGGAGGGCUUCCUGUGCGAGUGCGGGGUCGGCUACGCGUACAACGCCAUCAGCAAGCGGUGCAACGACACCAACGAGUGUCGCACGAUUGAGAACCUUUGUGCUAACGGCCGCUGUAUCAACGAAGAGGGCAGCUUCCGGUGCGUGUGUCCUUCAGGAUACGUGCUCACCAUGGAUGGCAGACGCUGUAUAGAAUGCCACCCUUCACAAUUCGGACAUAACUGUUCCCAAACUUGCAGCAGAAAUUGCAACAGCACAUGUCACCACGGGACAGGACACUGUUCUUGUCAACCAGGUUACAGACCGCCGGAUUGCAGUGAAGUGUGUCAAGCACCACAUUUUGGAUUAAACUGUUCCCAAACUUGCAGCAGAAAUUGCAACAGCACAUGCCAUCACGUGACAGGGCACUGUUCUUGUCAACCUGGUUACCAACUGCCAGAUUGCAAUGAAGCGUGCUCAAAAGGAAGCUGGGGCGAAGGAUGCAAUCACCAAUGCGGUCGUUGCCAGGAAAGCCAACAAUGUGAUACGCGGACUGGCGAGUGUCCCGGGGCGUGUGAGCCCGGCUAUCAUGAACGUCUCUGUGAUAAACUUACAGAAUCGAGCCAGUUUCCAGUGGAGCUAGUAUCUGGAGUUUCGACUGGGAUGCUAAUUCUUCUGGUAGCGCUGAUUGUGAUUGUGGUCUUAUUGAUGAGAAUAAGAAAAGGCAAACGGACACAAAAACAGAACGAAGCUUCGAAUGUGCUAUCAACUGUUCGCGAGCCAAUGAGUAGCGUCCAUGACGAACCGCAACAACUGGCCGCCGCAAAGCCAAAUACUGUUUCAGCGCAAAAGUGUUCGCCACCAACAUCAGCAGAGUCGGUAACUACAAUGUUCAUUCAAGAACCGGUAUAUUCGAACAUGCAGAACUUACCGCCCGUAGAGUCAUCGGGAACCAUCAUCGCACUGUCCCAACUGCAGGGAUAUGUAAUGUCGAAAAGCGUGGAUGAGCCAUUAUUUGACUUAGAAUUUAAGAAAAUCCCCUACGGGUUGCAACACCCAGCUACUGCUGCAACGGCGCCAGUGAAUGCGGGGAAAAACCGAUACAAAGAUAUGCUUGCCUAUGACCACUCUCGCGUAGUGCUUAACAUUGUUGAUGGCAAAGAAGGCAGUGAUUACAUCAAUGCUUGCUUCAUCGAGGGUUUCUUCAAGAAGCGAGCUUAUAUUGCAUCACAAGGCCCAACGGAGGCUAUGAUGGAUGACUUCUGGCGAAUGAUUUGGCAAUAUGACGUAUCUACCGUAGUCAUGGUAACUAACCUCGUAGAAAUGGGAAAAAUGAAAUGUUUGCGGUACUGGCCUCUUGAAGUUGGUUCCCUGGAAGAUUUCCAAGCACUCACAACAACUUUGAUAUUUAUGGAAGAGUUCACAGACUAUACAGUUCGGAAGAUUAAAUUGUCACACAAGGACAAGCCAAGUGUAUCGCGUGUGGUAACACACUUUCAUUACACGGCAUGGCCCGACAAAGAUGUGCCCGCUAGCACUUCGAGCCUCUUGCACUUCUGGCGUAGGAUCAGGGCCCACGAUACCGACAAGAAGCAACCUCGGGUCGUUCAUUGCAGCGCCGGUGUUGGUCGGACGGGCACAUUCAUCGCCAUGGACAUACUGAUAGACGAGGGUCAGGCCAGACAGACUGUCGAUAUCUACGCCUGUGUGACCAAGUUGAGACAGCAGCGAGUUAACAUGGUUCAAACAGCGAGCCAAUAUAAAUACUUACACAGACUGAUGGUGGAAUACCUGUCCCUUCGCAGUCACUUCGUGUCCAACAAUGAGCUUGCCAAUUACCAAAACACCCUUCUCCAAGUCGACCAAAAGCUGAACAAAACCGGACUGUUUUUACAAUAUGAGACAGAAGCAUCCUACCACACACUGGAGCUUGCUGAAGCAAACCUCAAAGGUGACGAGGAAGAUCCUUACUCCGUUGCUACCAUGCCUGAAAACGCGAAGAAAAACAGAUUCGAUGCUAUACUACCGAAUAAUCGAUAUCGAGCGAUGUUGACUGUUCCUGUGGACAGAAGAAAUGACUACAUCAACGCUGUAUAUAUGCCGAGCUACAAGGUGGACAACAAGUACAUCCUCACUCAGAAGCCCCUGUCUGACACUGUGGUGGACUGCUGGAGACUCAUAGAGAGCAGGGACAUCAGUCUGGUGGUGACAUUCCCCGAUGAGGGAAAUGAACAGGACGGUCGAAUGUUUCCUACUACGGGGUCACUCACUGUGGGCCCUUUUAACAUCAUGUUCAUCACGGAACAUCACGAAGAGGACUAUUUCGUUUCGAGAGUCUUCAAAGUUCAAUACAUGAAAAAGGAGAGGACGGUAACGCAGCUGCUGUACCAGAAGUGGCCCAGGCGCCAGAUGGCACCGCCAAAUGUCGGUGAAUUUCUGAUAUUAAUGGACGCUGUGGAGAAGAGGACAAAAUCUUCAACAGCGUUGAUACAGUGCUUCGAUGGUGCUACAAGAAGCGGCCUGCUGCUGGUAUUGUUGUACGCCACGGAAUGCAUGUCCAAGGAUGGGGAAGUGUCGCUGCCUAUGGUCAUCAGGCAUCUUAGAACGAGGCGUCCGCAGCUCAUACCGAACUUUGAACAGUAUCGUUUUAGCUACAGCUUGCUGACACAGUAUGUAGAAUCCAAUGUGACGUACGCCAACACAUAGCGUCAAGAAAGUAUCGAUACUUAUGGCAUCUGGAAGUCGCGGUGUUUAACUUGAUGCACAUAUUAGAACGUGACAUAUGGCAAUACGUGCGCUAGAUUUAGAUGUUCAUAAAUAUUGCAAGUUUGCACUUAUUACGAUAGAAAUGACUCGCAUGUAGCCACAUUAUUCAACUAGAUUGAAGAACGAUAGAUAACAUUUUCAAAAUUAAUUUUCAAAGUGUGGGCCAUUGGAUUUUUUAUGAACAAUAUUUGUUCUACAUACUAUUUAAGACUGCAAUAUAGAAUGUCGACAUUGAGGUACACAAAUGAUGGACCCUGGAUUGCAUUUGGACUAUGUUGUAUUAAUUCCAGUUUUUUACUUUUAUUGUGAAAUAACUUCUGUGCUUUGAUUUGUAUAAUAGAAAUGAAUAUCGGCAUAUUGUAUAUUUAAAGUUUAUUGCUGAGAAGAAUGACUUAUAUUUUAUUUCUUGCAUAAUAUACAACAUUUUAUUUUAAAUUAUAUCAUUGAAUAGUAUACAAUUACCAUUGACACAAACAACUGAAACUUUUGAACGUAAACAAAAGCAAACCCAUGUGUGAGACGAAGCAAUAUUUUCGCUAUACAAGCAUUCUCUAAUGAUAAAACUAUUGAAAAUUAUGUACGGACUUUAAAUCACUUGUGUAUCAAAAUAUUUAUGUCAAGUGUAUAUCAAGUUAUAAGAACAUGUACGGAUGUGUUUGACAACUUCAACAACAUUGAGGCACUUUACAAUCAGGUCUACUGGCAUUCAGAGUAAGGUUGAGUGUACAAUAUUUAUACAAAAUAUACACUCUAAAAUUAAACACGUCGUAAUAAAAGUCGUAGGUUGAGUACACCCUUUAGCAUAUUUGUUUCAUUCCAUAUUUUGACUCUUAGAUAACUGUUUAAUUAAUUCAUAUAUUUUCAUUUGAAAAUGUAAUUGUUCUGCAUUUUUAUUGAAAUACGAAAUUCUUCGAGUAGGCAUUAAAUAAUACAAAUACAAUAUGUCUCAUUAAAAUACUAAAAUGGGGCAGCACUGUGUAAUUUUAUUUGUGCACUAUGUUCAUAUUGUUUAAUUUUCUAAUAUUUAAAUUUUUAUUUUCAGUUUUAUAAGCUCAUUUGUUUUAUUUAAUAAUAAUUUAUUGGACUCAUUUUGUUUCGCUGCCAAUGUAAAUGAUUGCAAGUGUUCAUGGACACUUUCUAGCAUACAGCAUUCAAGACAGGUUUAUUCAUCUGCGUUUUAGAGUUUUAGCCUAUCAAAAAUUUUGACUUUUGUGAUUGCAUUUUCGUCUAUCUUGCGUGGUGCAAAGACAUGUUCAUUCAAACGACAACUUCUUCUUAACGUCAUGUUUACUUAUCGUGGUGGUCUUCUAGCUUUAUCAAUGUAUAUUACUCGGGUUUAACUGGUUAACAUGUCCCGUAGUUAACAUAGCUUGUGUUGAUUUAAACAAUAAAACAAAAGACUUAUAUAUUUCAUUUUUGGAUUUAAACACGUUAUAUCUUCAAAGAUUGAUCGUAUCAUGCCCCUCGGUCAAAUUGGCCACUUUCCGAUGGUCUCGUGGUAUGAAGCAUCAUAGUGUCAUUUUUAACUAGUUGCCGACGAAUUGUUCCCCUGGAAACAUCAAUAUCAACCCGGGGACACACGUGAUUUAUAUAAACCUGAUUAUAAGACUUAUGUUAGCUAUCGAGAAACAUUUGCUUGUUGCUAUUGUUUUUGUGUUCAUCCAUUGCGCUUUAGGAAUUUUGGUGCACAAUAUUCAACUUGAUUUUGUAUAAAUGGAAAAGAUUUUUUAUGAAUGA